AUGAAGACGUUCGUAUUAUUUGUACUUUUUCAAAUCAUAAUAUGUUUGGCGUAUUGUUAUGAUUCUACUGAGUAUUCGACUGGAAAUAAUGAAUGUAACGAUCCUAAUGCGGAAUUGAGAUACGAUAAUUCGAAUUGUACUGUAACAUGUAAUAAGAGAGCCCUAAGUGAUAAUCCUGACUCUUGCUUCGGACUCAUCGAACUAACCUUGUCAUGUUACUGCAAAAAUACAUUCGUCUUGGACGAAACAACCAACACUUGCGUUCAACCUGAGAAUUGUCCGUGCAACACUAGCAACAACGAAGUUUCACGAUACAGUAACAAUUGCGCCAACGGAUGUGCAACGUUCCAUACACUCAUCGACUGCUCAGGAGUGCUGCAUGGAGGCUGUUGGUGCAUGCCGACUUUUUGCACGGAUGCAAAUGGAAUUUGUAUUGAAAAAGAAUAA
This is a messenger RNA of Ceutorhynchus assimilis (cabbage seed weevil), 447 nucleotides long. The record is from the annotation of a GenBank genome assembly. Lineage: Eukaryota; Metazoa; Arthropoda; Insecta; Coleoptera; Curculionidae.